UUGAGGUCCACCCCCACUUAAAAUAUGUUCAAAUAGGUUCCUAAAUACAUUUGCACAUUUUUAAAAAUAGUAACCCAUGUCCAUGUGUUUAUUUGUAGGUAGUACAUUUAGAGGGCUAUCACUAUGGGCAGCAACGCUGUAAAAAUAAAUCGAGCAAAAUGGCACAAAAAACUGGUAGUGGCCAGGCUGGGUGUAUAAUUCCCGGCCUGACUUAUUGUCCCAGUCCGGCCCUGCUGGAAGUCAGAAGACCCUCACACAACUCUGCUGAUCUACACAACUUCACCAGGUUGGAGAAAUGGCCUCAGAUCAAAUGAUCAUUGCUGCUCUGGGACGACCUUUCACCCUAGGGAUGCUCUAUGAUGCUCGGAGUGACAAACUGGUGCCAGGUCUCAGAUUGUGGAAUGAAGAAACUCUAAAAGUAAAACAAACCCCUCAGCAGAGCAGUUAUUUUGAAAUGUCUGCAUCUGACUCCAUUGAAUCCAAGUCCACUCUGAUGGACAUUGAAGCUUAUCUGAAGACCAGUCUCAUGUGUGGACUGAUAGAAGUUGGAGGAUCUGCCAAAUAUCUGAAUGAUGAGAAGAAAUUGAAGAAUCAGAGCAGAGUGACAUUUCAGUACAAAGCUACCACCAAGUUCAAGGAGUUGUCAAUUGAUCAUGUGACCCUGGACACCGAACAGAUGGAGUUUAUUAAGAAGGGCUUGGCCACUCAUGUAGUCACAGGCAUCCUGUAUGGGGCAAAUGCUUUCUUUGUGUUUGACAGUGAGAAGUUAGAAGACAGCCAGGUUCAGGAGAUAGAGGGCAGCAUGCAAGCUGUGAUAAAGAAGAUUCCUACAUUUGAUGUUGAGGGGAAAGUUGAAAUCAAGCUGACUGAUGAAGAGAAAGCCCUGACUGAGAAAUUCUCCUGCAAAUUCUACGGAGACUUCAUUCUUAAAAUCAACCCAGCCACAUUUCAAGAUGCAGUGCAGACCUAUGUAGAACUUCCACAGCUACUGGGAACAAAUGGAGAGAAUUCGGUCCCAGUGAAGGUCUGGCUGAUGCCACUGAAGUGUUUUGAUCCCAACACUCCUGAGCUGAUGACGGGGAUCAGCAUCGGACUAGUGAAGAAGACCCAAGAUGUUUUGGGAGAUUUAAAGGAAAUAAGAAUGAGAUGCAACGAUUCUCUGGGAGACAAAGUGGCAGAGGACUUCCCAAAGAUCCGAAAAGACCUAAACACUUUCCACAAACUGUGUGGUUAUUAUGAAUCCAGCCUCCAACAAACCAUGGCAAAGAAACAUCCCUCCAUCCGAGUAGGAAAGGAAGAUGAGAGCUCACUGGAAGAAGUAUUUGAAGACAGGAACAAGUCACCCUUCAGCCAUGAAAAACUAACCAAGUGGCUGGAUCACAAAGAGAGAGAAAUCAACGUCAUCGGGGCCGUUGUGGAUAUCAUGAAGGACGUUAAGAUCGUCCAGAACCGGUCUGAACUGGACCCUGUGAAAUAUCCAACUGUGUGCUUUGUAUUCACCUCCAUGGAGAGUGCUGACCCCUGCCUUGAAGCGAUGGAUCAAUACGCAAACUCACUAAAAUGGGCGAGCACCGAAGAAGAGCCAUGGUACUACUCAGACGAGGUCUUACAAAAGAUGAGAGGAAAAGCCCAAGAUUUCAUAGCCAUGGCAAAAAGAUGCACAGAUGACUCUUUCUUCUUAGUAGCCAUUGAAAAUAAGAAGUUCAAAGGAGCAACCAUCUACUGGUACCGCCACGGCAUUCUGAAGAAUGAAGACUUCAAACCACGCAAAGAAGAGAAGACUGAAUACUUCACAUCACUCAGUGAGAUGAAGACUGAAGACUUCCCAUCCCUCAGUGAGGUGAAGAAGCAUACCGGAAAGUAGAGAUCUAAACUGGUAUGCCUGUGAUCUCACACUAGAAGGGAACACUGCAGGCAACUUUCUUGUGGUCAAUACAGUUUUCUUUCCGCUAUUAAUCAUUUUCUGAAGAUACUUUAUUUAGAUGUUUCUGUUAUGAUCAGGGUUAGUUUUCCUUCGGAUGCUUGCAACACAUUUAGGGGAUAUCUGUGCUGGCCUCUAACACCAAAUAAAUGACCCUAUUAACCCAUAUUAACCUGCAAAAGGUGUUCCACAGGGCUCUAUCCUGGGGCCCUUUCUGUUUAAUCUUUGUGAAGAUGAUACCAAGUGACUGUUAUAUCAUUCUCUAUGCUGAUGACUCUGUUGUGUCCUGUUAUGUGGAUGCUGUUACAAUUCUUCAGCACUUCCUUGCUGAUUCUGAAGUUUCUCUCAAUAACUACAAGUUAGUUCGUAGGGCAGAUACAUUGAAAACCAUGCCCUUAAUCACAGCCAGUAUAUGAAUAAUGGUAUUCUCAUCUCUACUGAGAAUGGAACAAAUAUUGAAAGUCAAAUAAUAAAAGUAUCUUGUUUUUUUAUUUGGAAAGCAAAAUAAUAUUCUAAAUGCAAUUUGACUUUCUUCUUGAGGAUCUUGAGGAAAAUCUUAUCCACACUUUGGAGUUCAGUAUCUUGCUUGAUGAUUGCAGGCACUGGGAAUCGGACCACUGUCCUACCGACUCCUGAGCCACAGAUGUAUCUUUUAUUAUUGUUGUCACAUGGAUCGAUUAUCUUGUAGUUUUAAUUACAGGGUUUAUAACCUUUUUUCACAUGUUGAUUGUGGGUUUUAUGGAUUUCUCUCCUUUUCUGAGGACGUUUUGGAUGUUUAGCUGCAUUAAUAAAGUUUGAUUCUCACA
Gymnodraco acuticeps is the source of this 2727-nucleotide messenger RNA. Its product is annotated as stonustoxin subunit alpha-like. The record is from RefSeq and is a predicted model, not a curated record. NCBI's taxonomy places the organism in Eukaryota, Metazoa, Chordata, Actinopteri, Perciformes, Bathydraconidae.